This is a messenger RNA of Pocillopora meandrina, 444 nucleotides long. The record is from the annotation of a GenBank genome assembly. NCBI's taxonomy places the organism in Eukaryota, Metazoa, Cnidaria, Anthozoa, Scleractinia, Pocilloporidae.
AUGCUUAACGAUGAUGGCUUUCUUAAAGCAGUAGCUCAUAAUAGUAAUAUCGAAGUCAUUCUGACUUUAAACUACUCACCCUGUAGUGAAUGUGCAAAGAUAUUAAAAACAUUUUAUGAAAGUCGCAAAAAGAAAAUCACGAAGUUCAUCAUCCAGUUUUCAUACUUGUAUUAUAUAAAAAAUGAAAAAAAUCAAAAUGGCCUCCGAAACCUGAACGAAGCAGGUGUAACCUUACAAGCCAUGAAUCCAAACUCGUGGCGUGAAUUGGAAGUUGGAAUUGACCUUGAUGAUAUGGAGAGAAAUGAUAGAGGAAAAAUAACUGAAAGAGACAAAAAGACAGCUUAUCAACUACGUAGCGUGCUCUCUCUAUAUAAAAAAGAGCAAGUUCAAGACACCUCUGUUGAUGAAUUGUCUUCACGAUUCAACCAGCUGAUAAAAUUUUAG